Messenger RNA from Trichomonas vaginalis G3, 789 nucleotides. RefSeq lists its product as uncharacterized. Bases 1 to 789 code for a protein of 262 amino acids. NCBI's taxonomy places the organism in Eukaryota, Parabasalia, Trichomonadida, Trichomonadidae. The record is from RefSeq and is a predicted model, not a curated record. The transcript has a single exon.
AUGGCCUUCAACUAUACCUUUACCAACUAUGCUACAACUGACAAGAAAAGCUAUGAGAGAUGUAUGAAUGAGUUUACAGGUGUAGAACUUAAUCAUGCUCUCAAUUAUUUUAAAGAUCACCAAGUUACCAACCAGGUCGUAUGUAUUUUGCUCGCAUUCAUUAAACAUCAAGAUGAUAGCUUCCCUUUUGUAUACAGAGAGUAUCCUCGCCACAAAAAUUUAACUUUAUUAUGUCUUGAAAAAAAAUGGGAACAAUAUGGAUAUAUUUUUUCAAAUGUGGUGUAUAAAAAGUUUAAAUCAGAGAAAAAUAUACCAAAUGCUGAUAUAAAUGACUACUACAACUGUACCACUUUCCAAUCAAGACUUGAAUUAUUCCGAAAUCUUGAUGACAACGUUGUAACCAUCAUUUCAUAUGAAGAUAGUCAAAAUUAUAUGAGCAAUUCAUUCUAUAUUACAGUGAAAAAAAAUAAUCAAAAAUAUGAAUUACAAAAUGUGUAUCAUAUUAUUAAUCAAACUAUUAAUACAUACACAUACGACGAUAUAUAUGAAAAAAUCAUUAAAGGUAGCAAAAAACUUCAAGCCAAAGAUACAGAAACAGGCGAUUCACCAGUAUCAUCUGAUACAAUCACCCAAAAUAACUCUGAUGAGUCGAACGAAUCUGCAGAUACUGCCGGAACUAAUAAUGAGGACUCUACAGCACUUGCAGAUGUUUCAGAAACUAAUACUGAUGAGUUGUACGCAUAUUUUGAUAACUUUUUUGAAAUCACGCCAGAUGAAAGCCCCUUUUAA